Bacillus rossius redtenbacheri is the source of this 814-nucleotide messenger RNA. RefSeq lists its product as uncharacterized. The transcript has 3 exons. The record is from RefSeq and is a predicted model, not a curated record. Gene Ontology annotation, cellular component: mitochondrion. Lineage: Eukaryota; Metazoa; Arthropoda; Insecta; Phasmatodea; Bacillidae. Bases 360 to 713 code for a protein of 117 amino acids.
AGUCAUGAGAUGAUAAGAAAAUUUACGACACACCUAUUGUCAAAUGAAGAAUGCGUGCAUAUAAUAGUAGUGUAGUAUGAAAAAUAAGUUCGAAGCAUAUUUUUCAAGCUCAAUGUAAACAUAGUUUUCAAAAAGCAGUUUAAGUGUAAUUACUAAACUUAUAGUUUCUAAUACUUCACUUCAAUAAAAAAAAACAUAGGAUAUUUUACUAAAUUAACGCAUGGUUGCGGCCGUACUUAUUCACAUAUGCCUCUUAUUCAUAGUUCGGAAUUAGAGAAUUCGUAAAGAGACUGUUGGUAACAUUGAUGUAUGAGUAUCGUUCUGCCUGUGGUUCUGCUUUGUUUUGCUGAGGAGGAAAAAUGGCAGAUGAGCAAUUUGGUAUUUCUAGAAAUGAAAGGCGCGUAAUAGAAGCAGCUGCUCAACGUAGAGCUGCGUUGCGUCAAGAAUAUUGGAAAUUAAUUUCCGAUCCUCACAGGCAUGCUACGGGACAAGGUGGCACUGUGUUUGACACAGGACUCCAGAGGUUCACAGCCCUGCGUGCCACACAGUACGAUCACUUCAAACCAACUCCCAAGUCAGCUUUCAUGGGCAUGCUUAUUGUGGUUCCCAUCAUUUUGUAUGCAUGGAUAUUAAAGUCACACAGAGACAGCUGGGAAAAGAAGUACCGCACAGGGGAAGUGGCUUACAAGGACAGGCGCUUCAAGUUUGUGUGAUGUUAAGAUUGUAAAUUGGUUGAAUUUUCUUUGCAUACCAUGUACAGUAGUUGAAUUGACAUUGUAAAGGCAGUAUAUUAUUAAAAACUGUUAUUGUGGAA